GUGUGUGUGUGUGUGACAGAGAAAUCUCUCAAAACUCCAGGACGCACGCUGCGCACACUGUAUGCACGCACGCACACACACACAGAGGCGCGCGCGUUUCUUUUCCGGCCCGAUUUCGGGUCAUUGAUGCGUUCACGUGCGAGUGGAAUCAUGUCUCCAUCCUGCCGCCGGAGAAAACGGAGAAAAUAGAAGAUCCACCGAGUUUUGUUGGAAGUCUCACGGUCCACAUGAAGGAGGCUCAGAUCGGGUGCGCAUGUGUGUUGGUGUUGCUAUUUUCCGGGCUUGUCGCCUGCUCUGGUGUGUUUGGAAACCCUUUAACUGACGAUGUGACCACACUAGACACCCUGAGAGAAAACAUUCCCAAGGAUUACAAAAUUCGUGUUCGUUACAUUUCCAAAGACGUGGGAGGGAUGUGCUGGGUUUAUCUGAACCUGUAUCCAGCGGAGAGUAGUUUGAAAAACCUAGCCCUGAAGUUUGGCAACCUUUCAGCCAACAGAGAAAAUAUUACUAUCUUCAUCACCAUACUGCAAGGACUUCGCUUCACCAUCGAUAACGAGCAGCUGGAGUCAACAAUGCAGGCCUUUAAGUGUCAUUAUCGGAGCACACGAUGGUCCACCAGACGUUAUUUUGACCAUGUCAAAAAGGUUCUUGUAACGUUUACCUCGAAUCCCCACCAGUUGGACUGUAUUCCUCCUCCAUGUCCCACCGCUACCGCACCUCCACUUAUGUCAGGUGAGUCAGAUCGGCGUGUGAUUACCAGAGCGAUCCCUGGUGUUCUCGCACUAGUCGUCAUUCCCUGUCUUGCUGCACUUGCACUCAUAAUCAGAACAGUGCUUCAUCGAAAAAUGUGCUGUACAGAAAGGAGACGGGAUGAGACCAAUGACAUGGAGCCACAAAAUGACCCUGAAGCCAGUAUAGAUGCGUCACUCAAUAACAGCGAAUCAUCUUUCUUAAAUAACCAAUACAGGGUGCAGCAGGUUGAGGACACGGGAGUUUAAUCCGCCGCACCGAAAGUAUUUGAUGGCAUUCUUUGGAUAUAUGAAGUGCACAAUGAAGGGCGUUGAACAGAAUCCCAGGAUCAACUCUCACAGCUGGCUGGAAAGUUAUGCGCUAAACAGUUAGCCAUGUGUUUAAUUGAAUACCCAAGAAAUGACCUCACUUGCAAGAAUCCUAACAUCUUCCACCCCCAGCAUCGGACUCUCCAAAUGCCCAAUAAAUAGUAACUCAACGUGCUUCUUCUGGAUUGCACAAACAAGAAGGCAUCCUUGAAAACAGCCUGCUGGAACGCUUUGGUGAUUUAGUGGUUUGGCCGGAACAGGAAGCACAGCUCUUUUGAAGACGUGGUCACGGCAGAGGCGUGACCGCCACCAUGCCUGCGGCAGGUCCGUCUCUUUGAGGCUGACUUGUGGUGCUGCAGGCCUUAUUUUGGAGGACAAAUAGCUUUUUUGUGUUAUAUUGCCGAGGCUUCCUCCAUGUUGCAGCACAGCACUGCGGCAGAACAGUGGGCAUACUUGUCCUGGCGGUAUGCGCAGUUGGGAGCACUGGAUGGCGGAUGAAAGAUCGGCGCAGAUUGCAGUUCAUUCAUUGCAUUUUAGGAUUUCUGUAAAGAAAGGGCCGAGUGUCACCAAAUGUGGGCGUGAGAGGUACAACGGUGGUGACGGUUGUUUUGUUUAUUACAGGAGUGUGUUUGUUUGCGUGGGAAGUGUGGUAAGAGCCAUCACACUCAUGUCAUUAAAGCCAAGGUCAUCUCAUAUGCAGGAUGUAUUGUUCCUGGUGGUCAUAUUGAAAUGCAAUAAUUGUACGAGCUGGCCCACUCCAAAAGUACUUUCUUUUCAAACUGGAAAAAAACAAAGCCAGCCCACUCUUACCACUUAAUCGGGCACUGAAGUUCUUGUGGCAUGGCAGUCAUCCAAACACAUCCACAUCUGGUGGCCAGAACACAAUGACAGCUUCAUGUUGAUGAGACUGUAUGUAAAAAAAAAAAAAAGCACAGGUAUUAGUUGAAUUUAGGUAAUUUUUAGCCAAGAAUCCAAAUAGCACGAAAAAAGAAAACCUUAUGACAACUUACCAUUGGUCAAUCUUUUAUCCACAAUACAUUUGCCAUUCCUAUAAUUGGUUCUUAUGUGCUUAAAAUUCAGCAAACCAACACAAAUACAUUGCAAAAAAAAGAUUUCUUGUUAAGAGAAAAUAUCUUUAAUACAGCUGAAUUUAUCUAAUAUUUCUUUUUAGAAAAUUAUUAGAACUCAAAUAUAAGUUUAUUUAUAUUACUUUGAUACUUUUCCUCAUGGCGGCACGGUGGUGUAGUGGUUAGCGCUGUCGCCUCACAGCAAGAAGGUCCGGGUUCGAGCCCCGUGGCCGGCGAGGGCCUUUCUGUGCGGAGUUUGCAUGUUCUCCCCGUGUCCGCAUGGGUUUCCUCCGGGUGCUCCGGUUUCCCCCACAGUCCAAAGACAUGCAGGUUAGGUUAACUGGUGACUCUAAAUUGACCGUAGGUGUGAAUGUGAGUGUGAAUGGUUGUCUGUGUCUAUGUGUCGGCCCUGUGAUGACCUGGCGACUUGUCCAGGGUGUACCCCGCCUUUCGCCCGUAGUCAGCUGGGAUAGGCUCCAGCUUGCCUGCGACCCUGUAGACCAGGAUAAGCGGCUACAGAUGAUAUGAGAUGAGACUUUUCCUCAUUUCAAGCUUUAAAUUUUUGUAUUCUAUUGGCAGAUAAUUUUGCUUCUUUCGUGAAUUAAAUGCUUAAAAUUAGCAAAAUGAUCUGCCGACACAAUAAGAAAAUUUCAAGCUUGAAAUGAGGAAAAGCGUCUAAAAGUAAGCUAAAUAAUCUUCUAAUAAGAAAUGUUAGAUAAAUUCACCCAUAUUAAAUAUAUUUUCUCUUAACAAGAUAGCAUUUUUUUGUAGUGUGGACAACAGGAAGUGUUGAUAAAGCAGCUUGGUAGCGUCACGAUAUAUCACAAGAAAAAUCCACUUGAAGUUGGCUUUACAUGGUAUAAUUUUUGGCCUGUUUUUUUUUUUUUUUUCCUGUCACUGCCAAAAAUCACACAUCAUCAAAGAAUUUUUUGGUCGUGAAUUGAGAUUGGUGGUCACAGAAUCCAAAAGCCACCAAUUGGAGGACGGCGCAGGAUUAUGCAAAACUCACAGGACAGCGAUGGCAAAAUGAAAUGAAACAAAACCUGCUAAUUGACAGAAAUUAAUAUCCGUAUUACCUCAAACUUGUAUUGAAGAAUGUUUGUGUUUACGCGAUCCCGUUUUCCGCAUGAGAAAACGUGCCAGAUUGAUGACGUGAGCGCCAAUACAAUCUCCAUCGUAUAUUUAACAAUUAUUCCACGAAAUCGAGUUGUACAUGAGCUGAUAAUCCAUGUACAACGAGAUUGAGUGGAAUAACUAUUUUAUUCUAUCCACCUUCACUGGAUUUUGAGAAAGGGAGCAUUUUUAUUUGUAUUUUUUGCAAAUUCGAUCAAUAAACACCUUAUACAAAACGUCCGACAAAAUCAUUUCCGCUUAGGCUGGCUUCUUAAAAACCUAUUGAUGGCGGCACGAAUUGACUUUGGUGUUGUUUUUUUGUAGAAAGUGCCGUCGUGCUGUCGAGGUAUAGAAUAGCUUUAGACUUAUUUUAGUUCUUCCUUGGAUAUUUCAGUGACGUAAUUUUCAAACUUCUUUGAGCUUUUGAACCAGACUAAAAAAAUUCAACACAUUUUAAUGCUUAAAGAUGAAGAAUGUAAACAAACCGGCGAAAUGACAGGAGCAAUUUGUGGAAAAUGCGAUAAUAAUAAUAAUAAUAAUAAUAAUAAUAAUUCUUGAAAAAAAAAGAUACGUUCGUACCAUCAAAUACUUUCGUUCCAUAUUUCGUUGCUUUUUUUUGCAUUUUUUGUGGUUUUGUUUCUGAGUCGAGUUUUUAUUUCGUCCUCAGUUGGUUCAGGAACACAGUACGCCAUUUUGUUUUUCUCUACUCAUGGUAUAUGAGCUGAUAUCCUAGUAGUAGAGGAGCCAAUCAGAGCACGCGAUUGCUCAUAUCCAGUGAAUGUGGAUGGAAUAAUCUGAUUUGUAUCAUAUUAUACAGCAUGACAAGAUUUAUAAUAAUCUUAAAAGGCCACUGUGCUCGCACAGAGAAAAACGUCCUAACUCUGUCACUAAUAAACACACUUAUCUCUCGAACAGGAGGAGAAAGAGCUGACUGUUUUCAUGACAAUAAGCAGAGAGUCAAAGUGCAUGAGAAUUGAAGCCACAUGAUGAAUCUGACUCACAUCCCAUAAUUCGAUUCUCACGUUGUGUGUCUGUUUCGCUUGGCUUCUGAAGAUGGGUUUAUCCAUGCAGCUGCCCUGGACUAUGGCUCACAGUAAGUACGUCUGGGCUGAAACGAAUAACACAGGACUCUCUAUUGAAAAUGUUUCGUAGCUCCGAGUGAUGAACUGAUGAACACUACGCCGUUGAGGAAGCAGUAUCAAAUGUCCGUGUCCAUCAUGUUUCCAAACAUUGUGCUGAGCAAUUUUUCCCUGACUCAGUUUGAGCGCCAGUAUUAGAAAGGGUCAUUUUCUGCCCAUUCAGGUUUAGGUGGAGGAAGUCUGAAGCUCUUUUGUCUCCCCGAACUCAUCAAAUCUCUCUCUCUCGAAUUAACAAUGCGACUGCUGUCCACUAUUGUCAUAAAGCGUGACCUCCGGCUCGCGAUAUAUGAGGUCAGUAAUGGCAGACUGGCUAUCAUCAACCGCGGAGGGGCUUUAACAAAGACGUCUCUCAUGCGUGCACAGACACACCGCUUUUUAUGGUGUUAUUAGUCAUUCUCCGGUCUAAACCCACUCUCUGGACACCAACUCAGCUCUGAACAGCACAGCUACACACAAGACACACAGCCUGUGCGCUGACAAUCCAGACACCGCUGAUCAACACCAUAUGAUUCUAGCAUCAUCCAAGCACUUCCUGAGUUAGACUGGAGCACCGAGUGCAGGGAACAACACCGUGACUCACAAAAGGGUCUGUUUGAUGUUACACCAAGAUCAAAAUAUCAUGACAAUGUUGUACGCGAGCCAAAGAGUACAUGCCAUAUGACGUUUUUGUUGUUUUUUUUUGUUUUUAAAAAAAAAAAAUAAUUUAUUUAUUGGUUACAGUGACAGAAGUAAGAGUGUGUCAUAUGACUUGUGCUAUUUUCCAACUUUAACUCUUCAAACAGUAUUUAUUUUCUUUCCAACUUACUUGACCAGUAAAACUUGACAGUAUUUAUCCUGCUGAUUUUCUCAUUUUACAGUAAAUACCUGUAUCAUCUACAGAGCUGGAUUCAGUCAUUCAUUCAUUCAUUCAUUCAUCGCUAAGCUAACCAGUGGUUUUGUUGUUUUUUUUUUUUAAGCUGGGAUUCAAAGUAAUUAAAGUGAGCGAACAUAAACUGGACCCAGAGUUAGUUUGCUAUCCCACUAAUUCAUCUUCAUAUAUAUAUAUAUAUGCUUUACAUGUCAAUAAGUAAAUACUGUUAUCCUGUAUGUUACAAACUUUUAUAAAAAUCAUUAUACAGUAUUAUAAAUA
Messenger RNA from Neoarius graeffei (lesser salmon catfish), 5506 nucleotides. RefSeq names its product kit ligand b (gene kitlgb). The record is from RefSeq and is a predicted model, not a curated record. NCBI's taxonomy places the organism in Eukaryota, Metazoa, Chordata, Actinopteri, Siluriformes, Ariidae. Gene Ontology annotation, biological process: cell adhesion; positive regulation of cell population proliferation. The transcript is spliced from 8 exons. Gene Ontology annotation, molecular function: stem cell factor receptor binding; cytokine activity. The coding region runs from base 228 to 998 and encodes 256 amino acids. Gene Ontology annotation, cellular component: plasma membrane.